AGUCGUUUCUAUCUGUCUGGCGGAGAGCUGCAUCAAACCGGGAGAAAAUGCAAUAUUAUCUUUUUCUCUUUGCUGCUCUUCUUUUCGCCGAAAUUGCAUGGGGCUUUCAUUAUGGUGACAAAACAGCUUUUAUGGAUGUUGGAAAUGCCAACGAAUUUAUUGAUCAGUUGAUUGAGGCAACUAAAAUGGGCAUGUCCCAUGAUCUUGAGCCAUACAGUUUGCCUGACAAGUCCAUUGGUUUUGAGAAAAAGAUUUUGUUAGUGACCUGGCGUGGUGAAGCCAAGCUAUACGAUGGACUUCUGUCCGGUUUGACCACUAUUCAUCGUAAUGGUGACUGCACAAUUGACGUCCAAGAUGGAAAUACAAUGCAUGUUAAGGUCCAUUUAGGUAUGGGAGUCCUUGAACUGCGUUAUCACGCCACCGUGACCUUCAUGGACUUUGGACCUUCAGUUACCGUAGAGGGUAAAAUUGGGUACGUCACGAUCAAUAUGGAUAUCUCGAGCGAUCCUUCAACUGGAGGCAUUCCAACCAUAGAAAAGUUUGAUAUGGAUGAAAUGAAAGGUCUGACUGUUACUUUUAAUGGCUUGGGACCACUUAGCUGGCUCAUGACUAUCUUAACUUCACUUGUCUUGAAAUUCUUCAAAGGAAUUAUAAAGACCAUUAUCCAGUGGACUGUCAAGCGAGUUGUUGCUGAUAAAAUUAAAAAUCUACAGUUUCCUAUUUAUUAUAAAUAAAGAUCAUACUUCCGAAUUAAAUUUUCUCAAUGCACUGUAGAGACUGAGUUAUAAAAUGUUCGUAUUCUUAUCCUUUUUUGGACAAUUUCUUUUAUGGUUUAAUGUAAUUUUGAUUAAGCUAAUUAUAAUUACUUCACAAUUUAUGG
This is a messenger RNA of Limulus polyphemus (Atlantic horseshoe crab), 880 nucleotides long. Its product is annotated as mite allergen Lep d 7-like. The record is from RefSeq and is a predicted model, not a curated record. The transcript has 3 exons. Bases 48 to 734 code for a protein of 228 amino acids. Lineage: Eukaryota; Metazoa; Arthropoda; Merostomata; Xiphosura; Limulidae.